AAAGCCAAGGCCCAUAAAAUAAGAUCCAUCUUCGGUAUAUCAAGCCCAAUGCUCUACCAGAGUCCCGAGAUCUAGUUUUGAUUUUUCAAGAUCCAAGUUCAGUUUUGAUCUUUCUCGCAUUCAACCAACUACUACUUUGCUGCAAGAAAAUUAAGAACAGAAAACAUAAAACAGAAGCAAGCAUAAGCUAAGGAAAAGCGAAAUGGUUAGUAGUGAUGGGAUCUUGGGGAUCAAAGAAGGAGAAAGAAUAAAAGCAGAAACUCUUAAAAGAAAGAAACGGCUAAAGAGACGAGAGAGAUGGUUGGUAAUACUUGGCGUGAUCCUUCACGCAAUUUAUAUGCUAAGCAUUUUCGAUAUCUACUUCAAAACCCCAAUUGUCCAUGGCAUGGAUCCUGUCGAACCUCGCUUCAAGGCUCCAGCGAAACGUCUCGUGCUUCUAGUAGCGGAUGGUUUACGCACUGAUAAGUUUUUUGAGCCGGAUUCGGAGGGAAAUUAUAGAGCUCCAUUUUUGAGAAGUAUAAUUAAAAGCCAUGGUAGAUGGGGAGUUUCACAUGCUCGGCCCCCUACAGAAUCAAGGCCUGGGCAUGUUGCUAUAAUUGCUGGUUUCUAUGAGGAUCCUAGUGCUGUCACAAAAGGAUGGAAAGCUAAUCCAGUUGAAUUUGAUUCCGUUUUUAACCGAAGUAGGCACACAUUUUCUUAUGGAAGCCCAGAUAUUGUCCCAAUAUUCUGUGGUGCCUUGCCACACAGCACAUGGAAGAGCUACCCUCAUGAGUUUGAAGACUUUGCAACUGGUUUGUCAUAACCUUGUUAAUGCAGAUGCUUCCUUUUUGGAUGAGUGGUCUUUUGAUCAAUUUCAGAGCCUUCUGAAUAGGUCCAAUGAAGAUCCAAAAUUGAAGGAGUUACUUCUACAAGAUAAGCUUGUUGUCUUUUUGCAUCUACUUGGCUGUGAUUCAAAUGGUCAUGCUCAUCGGCCCUAUUCAUCUAUCUAUCUCAACAAUGUCAAGGUUGUAGACCACGUAGCAGAACGCGUUUAUGCUCUUCUUGAAGAUUAUUAUAAGGACAAUAGUACAGCAUAUAUAUUUACAGCUGAUCAUGGAAUGAGUGAUAAAGGUAGUCAUGGAGACGGGCAUCCUUCAAAUACUGAUACUCCUCUUGUUGUUUGGGGAGCAGGUGUCAAAUAUCCCAAGCCAACUUCGAGCGAAAACCACACUGACCAUAGCUUUCGUUUUGUUGAUGAGCAUGCCCAUGAUAUGCCAACACCUUUAGAUUGGGGCCUGAAUGGCAUUGAAAGGGUGGAUGUAAAUCAAGCUGAUAUUGCACCACUAAUGUCUACGCUUCUUGGUUUACCAUGUCCUGUUAACUCAGUUGGAAAUUUACCUCUUGGAUAUCUUGAUAUGGUUGAGGCAGAAGAAGUUGAAGCCGUGCUAGCCAAUACAAAGCAAAUCCUCAACCAGUUUCUUCGCAAAUCACAAAUAAAACACUCAAACUCGUUAUAUUUCAAGCCUUUUAAACCACUGGCUGAAUAUUCCUAUAUGUUGGAACGCAUUGAGGAUCUGAUAUCUGCAAGAGACUAUCAAACUGCAAUGAUCCUGACCCAAAAGCUCAGAAGCUUGGCACUGCAAGGCCUUCAUUACUUUCAAACAUAUGAUUGGCUGAUGCUGAUGACAGUUGUUACUCUUGGGUACCUUGGUUGGAUGGUCUAUCUCAUUCUCCAUGUGCUGCAAUCUUAUACUUCACUGGCAGAGAACAUACUUAAGGAGCAAGCUGCCCCGUGGAAAAAUAAAACUGGAAAAGUGUAUGUGUUUGGAUGCCUAUUAAUGGGAGUAGUUUCUAUUAUAUUAUAUAUGGAGCACUCUCCUCCUCUGUACCAUGCAUAUGUUGCAAUGACAAUGUUUCUUUGGACCCAGAUACUCGGUGAAUAUCGGUUUGUAAAGGCAUUGUGGAAAAAUUUAAGUGGGAGAAAUUUUGAUCAUGCAAUUAAACUUUUAGCCACCUGUGCUGUAUCAAUUUUAAUCCUUGAAUUCCUGGUGAAUAGCUUCACAGAGAGGAAGCUCUACACUUGGUGCUUCUUAAUUUCAGGAACCAUAGCUUCUCUUUAUCUUUUCAAAUCAAUUCCAUGGAGAUCUCCAAUACCAAUUUUUGUUUGCAUUGCUUGUUGGUGUCUAUCUGUUUUUACUUUGAUGCCAGCGGAAAUUCCAGACAACAAUGAACUAGUAAUUGCAAGUGGAGCUAUUAUUGUCACAAUUGGAGCAGCUGCUAGAUGGCUAGAUCAGCAUUCUGAAGGGAAUAAGUAUUGGUCAAGUCUGUGUUGUCAUGAAACAAAGAAACCCAGGCUCCCCAUGCUUUUUCAUGCACAGGCUCUGUUGGUUGGAUUAUCAUCAAUCAUGGUGUCAUUAUCAACAUCUCACAGAACAGAGAAGCAAGAGCUGCAUGCAUUACACCAGUUAAUAAAUUGGUCUCUGGCUGGUUUCUCAAUGGUUCUCCCGCUUUUCUCAGAAAAUGGCCUAUUGUCACGACUCACUUCUAUUUUUCUUGGUUUUGCACCAACAUUCCUGCUUUUAUCUAUUGGAUAUGAAGCUGUCUUCUAUGGUGCACUUGCUCUUGUACUUAUGGCAUGGAUACUAUUUGAGAACACACUUCUUCACUUAACGAAGGUGAAAAAAUCAUCAUACAUUAGAAACAUGGAUGAACAUGCUACAUUGGAAAAUGAUAGAUGCUUGGAACUUUCUGAUGUGAGAAUUCCAUUAAUUUUUAUGGUUUUGUUUAAUGUUGCUUUCUUUGGGACGGGAAAUUUUGCAAGUAUUGCAAGCUUUGAGAUAUCAUCUGUCUAUCGGUUCAUCACUGUCUUCAGUCCUUUUCUGAUGGCAGCCCUUCUUAUUUUCAAGUUAUUCAUACCAUUCAUGCUUGUCAUAUGUGUUUUCAGUGCAAUAACCAAACUUCUUCGAGUUCCACGGUUGGGAUGUUAUUUUCUGGUUAUAUUAUUUUCAGACGUGAUGACUAUUCACUUCUUCUUCCUGGUUCGAAACACGGGAAGCUGGAUGGAAAUCGGUAACAGCAUCAGCCAUUUUGGAAUUAUGAGUGCUCAAGUUGUAUUUGUGCUAUUACUUUUUGCCCUCACAAAUGUAUACACAAAAGACAUCCAAAUUAGGUCAGACAGCUCAUCCUCUAGGAAAGCAGUGUAAGUCACCUUGAAAUUAUAAAUUUUGGACAUCACAAUUGACGAUAGGUGACCUUUUCCAUUCUUACAGUAAAGAUUAAGAGCUGCAAGCUGCAUAACAAUCGAUUCUUUUUAACCCCUACUUCCUGUGUCA
Molecule: messenger RNA, 3311 nt
Organism: Jatropha curcas
Lineage: Eukaryota; Viridiplantae; Streptophyta; Magnoliopsida; Malpighiales; Euphorbiaceae
Product: sulfatase and phosphatidylinositolglycan class N domain-containing protein
Biological process (GO): GPI anchor biosynthetic process
Cellular component (GO): endoplasmic reticulum membrane
Molecular function (GO): mannose-ethanolamine phosphotransferase activity
Source: RefSeq, a predicted model, not a curated record